Molecule: messenger RNA, 2728 nt
Organism: Sceloporus undulatus (fence lizard)
Lineage: Eukaryota; Metazoa; Chordata; Lepidosauria; Squamata; Phrynosomatidae
Gene: SNX16
Product: sorting nexin 16
Biological process (GO): early endosome to late endosome transport; endosome to lysosome transport; protein targeting to lysosome
Cellular component (GO): early endosome; extrinsic component of endosome membrane; late endosome
Molecular function (GO): phosphatidylinositol binding
Source: RefSeq, a predicted model, not a curated record
CGAAGCAUGUCGGGAGUUGUAGUCAAGCGGCGGCCAGGAGGGCUGGAUGGGAAGAAGGAGCGAGGCAGGCGUCCCCGAGGCAGGUAGGCGCCUCCGCCUUGUUGCUGGCUUCCUCCACUCAGAGGAAGAGGAAGAGGAGGCCCAGAGACCCGGAGGAGAGGCUGAGGAGGUGGAAGAGCUGAUAACUGAAGUAAAACUGAAUGUGCAAGCUACUUAAGUUCUACAGUCAAGAAGUGGCAACUUUUCAAAGUUUUCGAAUGAAGGAUGGCUACUCCAUAUGUUCCUGUUCCAAUUCCUAUAGGAAGUUCUAAUAGUUUUACCACACAUAGAAACCAAAGAAGAUCAUCUCUUGGGAGCCUUUCAACAUGUUCAGAUUCUUCAAAGGGACAGCUAGAGGAUUCUUCUAACAGUAGUUUCAAAAAGAUGAGUGUCCCCGAUGAGAUUGGUGUCACUUCAUCUCCUUGUAAUAGCCCACUUGUAAGGACUAAAUUUAUAGGUAUGAACACAUCUAUGGAAUACUGCACACAGCCAUCAGAAGAUAGUGAGCAAAAUAUAGACACUAGGAGCUGGGAAGAUCGGCCUGCCACACCUACGAUACUAGGUUAUGAGGUGAUGGAAGAAAGGGCAAAAUUCACUGUUUAUAAAAUCCUUGUUAAAAGAAAUCCAGAAGAAAAUUGGGUAGUCUUCAGAAGGUAUACAGAUUUCUCCAGGCUUAAUGACAAGCUGAAAGAGAUGUUUCCUGGUUUUCGAUUGGCUCUUCCACCAAAGCGCUGGUUCAAGGAUAAUUACAAUCCUGACUUUUUGGAAGAUAGGCAGUUGGGACUACAAGCAUUCCUACAAAAUUUAGUAGCUCACAAAGACAUUGCUAAUUGCCUUGCAGUCAGGGAGUUUCUCUGCUUGGAUGAUCCUCCUGGACCAUUUGAUAGCCUUGAAGAGAGCAGAGCUUUCUGUGAAACACUGGAGGAAACAAAACCGUCUGCAAAGGAACUCAUUGAAAAGCAGAAAGAAGUGGAAGCUCUAAAAAAAUACUAAAUGAAAAGAGUAUAUAUAAAUGCUAUGGAGAAAACGAUUGGGGAUUUAAAUUUAGAGGAAAUGAAGUCUUAUGCUUUUCCAGGACAGGAGAGUGGGAGCAGUGGAGAAGUAGAAUCAUCUGCAAUAGAGGCAGAUCAAGGAGCCUUGGAAGAACACAACUGUUAUGAAAAGGAAGUUCAGAAGACAUCUUGGAGUGGUUCAUUGGCUGUAAAUCCUGUACCAGAAAUUGAAGUUGCUGAAGUAGCAUGUACAGCUGAUUGAUGAGAUUUAAAUACCACCAACUGCCUUUAUAGUAGUGUAAAAAUAAACAAAUCAUUAUAUCCAGAACAUGUUGAACAAAAGCAUACAGUGAUCUAAAGCGGAAAAAGGGAGGCACAAGCUUGAAUGUUUACAUAAACUGAUCUUGGAUAACUCUUUGGCAUAGGAAGGAUAGUCAGUGCUGCUUUGAUUCAGCUGUUAUCUAGCAUAUAUAGAUAUAUAUAUUAAUAUAUUAAAAGCUCUAGUUAAGGCCAGUUCAGGUUAUGCUUAGAAUCAUAAGUCAUGUGUAUCAGUUAUAAUUUAUCAAAAUGUAAACACUUUGUGUCACGUGUAGAUACUCAUCAUGUCUGUUUAUCAUUUGGCAUGCUGUAUAUCACAUGUUUGCUACUAAUACAUGACACUUUCUAUGGGCAGCUUUUGGUAUCUGGUUUUUCAGAUUCCUUAUAUAGGCAUAUAAUGGUAUGCUAUGGGAACUCUGUAUUCUGGGUUUAGAGGAAGGAUAUGACCUGUUGUGUUUUUAAAAAUGUUAAGUGUAGCUAAUGGACAAAAAUUUUAAUUCAAUAAAUUAGGAAAGCUCACAGUACCAAAAUAAUAUCUCAAAAAUGGGAAUAUGAUUAAAAGGUUUUUUUGACAGAAGGGAGAUAAUCUUAGAAAAAUAAACUAUAGAACUCAAAGACACUAUCGGUGUUCACCUUCCCUUGAAAAUAUUGUUAAGGUGGAUAAGUAGUUAAACUGUUCUUUAAAAAAAUUCCAUUACAUUUUUGUCACAUAAUCAACAAUUCUGCCUUAUAUAAAAACACUACCUCUUUGUUGCUAAUGUGUAAGUGCACUCUUUCAAAUACAUAUAUUAUAUAUAGAAAGUUUGUGUUUGUAAGCCAUACCUCUGCACAAUUCAUUACCUUCCUUAAAUCUUAUAUAAAGAACACAUUGUUGCAAUUUGUGUGUGUGUGUUUUCAGGAUAUAAAACACAUGAAUGUGCUACAAUUAGUUAUGUAGCUUAUUUUCAAAUUGUAUAAUGUCCAGUAAUGCACUUUAUAAUUAUAAUAAGUCUUCUCGUGCCAAGUUCAUUGGCUCUUUUAUGAGUUGAAUCUUUGAACUAAGAGAAGGUGAUCACAAUUUGAUCAGCAGUGCCUCUAUGUAUUUUCUUUGAUACAGAUGUUUGUUAUAAUAGUGUGGGUCAGCUUUAUGGAAUCUUCAAAAUCAUUCUGCUCAGCAGUUGUUUGCUGAAAGUGCCUUUUGUCUGUUCUUCUAGUGGAAAGAAUGCCGCUUUUGUUCAUCUCUGUGCCACCUACUUCCUUGUUUUAUUUCUGUUAAAUACAGUCUCCAUGUGUUUGCAAGUUUCAAUGUUCACUUUGUUUUGGGGGGGAAUAAUGACAAAGAUCCCUGUAGAACUGUAUAAAACCAUCUGGGGCAAAUAAAUAUUUGGUCAUGAUGGCAA